AUGAAGACCUUCGUGUUCUGCCUUCUCCUCGCUGGAGCGCUCGCCGCUCCAUCGCACAAGCUGAGGUUCAGUUUAGGUAACUACAAGAUCGUGGGAGGCACCGAUGCUGAGCCUGGUGAGUUUCCUUAUCAGCUGAGCUUCCAAGACAUCAGUUACGGUGAUGCGUGGCACUUCUGUGGCGCCUCCCUCUACAAGGAGAACUGGGCCAUCUCUGCUGGUCAUUGUGUCUACGGUGAAGACUUUAACAAUCCAGAUUAUCUUCAGGUUGUGGCUGGUGAACACGACAUGUCUGUAAACGACGGCAAUGAACAAACAUCUGUUCUGUCUAAAAUCAUUCUUCACGAGGAUUUCAAUGCAUAUUACCUGUAUAAUGACAUAUCCCUCCUUCAACUAGCUACGCCUGUUACUUUCAGCGAAUUUCGUCGAUGUAAUGCACUUCCCGAACAGGGUCAGCAAGCCUCUGGUGACUGCGUCGUCACAGGCUGGGGUACCUUUGAAGAGGGAGGAGACACUCCCAAUAUCUUGCAGAAAGUGACUGUCCCUCUCGUGUCAGACAGUGAAUGCCGCGAUGACUAUAGUGUGGAUGACGUUUCUGAUUCCAUGAUUUGCGCUGGCGUUGCAGAGGGAGGAAAGGACUCAUGUCAGGGUGAUUCUGGUGGACCUCUGGCGUGUGAUGACACUGGAUCUCGCUAUUUAGCUGGCAUCGUUUCUUGGGGGUACGGCUGUGCUCGUCCCGGCUACCCCGGUGUGUACACUGAGGUGGCUUACUUCUCUGACUGGAUACAGGAAAACACCGCGUUCUCCAAGAUCACGUCACUGAAAGAAGCUUUCAUCGUCACUUUUCUCGAUGAUACUGAAGCUGACAAGGUGCUUACACCUACUGCCUUGAAGACCUUAGAAGACCGAGGCUUUACCAUCUCUACGUCACUAUACAUGCUUGCAAAACGUACAGUGUUUAUGAAACGUCUUGACAAGCUAAUCACGAACAUGACCAUCCAGGAAAUUACUACAUCACUUGAAGACCUCAACACCUGGGCCAAGAUUGACAAUAGACCAGCCAUGAAGACCUUCGUGUUCUGCCUUCUCCUCGCUGGAGCGCUCGCCGCUCCAUCGCACAAGCUGAGGUUCAGUUUAGGUAACUACAAGAUCGUGGGAGGCACCGAUGCUGAGCCUGGUGAGUUUCCUUAUCAGCUGAGCUUCCAAGACAUCAGUUACGGUGAUGCGUGGCACUUCUGUGGCGCCUCCCUCUACAAGGAGGACUGGGCCAUCUCUGCUGGUCAUUGUGUCUACGGUGAAGACUUUAACAAUCCAGAUUAUCUUCAGGUUGUGGCUGGUGAACACGACAUGUCUGUAAACGACGGCAAUGAACAAACAUCUGUUCUGUCUAAAAUCAUUCUUCACGAGGAUUUCAAUGCAUAUUACCUGUAUAAUGACAUAUCCCUCCUUCAACUAGCUACGCCUGUUACUUUCAGCGAAUACGUCGAUGUAAUUGCACUUCCCGAACAGGGUCAGCAAGCCUCUGGUGACUGCGUCGUCACAGGCUGGGGUACUUUAGAAGAGGGAGGAGACACUCCCAAUAUCUUGCAGAAAGUGACUGUCCCUCUCGUGUCAGACAGUGAAUGCCGCGAUAACUAUAGUGUGGAUGACGUUUCUGAUUCCAUGAUUUGCGCUGGCGUUGCAGAGGGAGGAAAGGACUCAUGUCAGGGUGAUUCUGGCGGACCUCUGGCGUGUGAUGACACUGGAUCUCGCUAUUUAGCUGGCAUCGUUUCUUGGGGGUACGGCUGUGCUCGUCCCGGCUACCCCGGUGUGUACACUGAGGUGGCUUACUUCUCUGACUGGAUACAGGAAAACACCGCAAUGGUGGCGUGGAAUAUGAAUCUUCUCCAGAGACCAACCAUGAAGACCUUCGUGUUCUGCCUUCUCCUCGCUGGAGCGCUCGCCGCUCCCUCACGUAAGCUGAGGUUUCGUUUAGGUAACAACUACAAGAUCGUGGGAGGCACCGAUGCUGAGCCUGGUGAGUUUCCUUACCAGCUGAGCUUGCAGGACAUUAGUUGGGGUCUUGCAUUUGAUUUCUGUGGUGCCGCCCUCUACAAGGAGAACUGGGCCAUUUCUUCUGGUCACUGUAUCGAACACGAUGACUUUGACAACCCAGAUUAUCUCCAAGCAGUGGCUGGUGAGCACGACAAGUCUGUAAAUGAAGGCAAUGAACAAUCGUCAAUUCUGUCUAAAAUCAUUCUUCACGAAGACUUCGAUGGAUAUUACCUGUAUAAUGACAUAUCCCUUCUUCAGCUGUCUACGCCUCUUACUCUCAACGAAUACGUGGAUGUAAUUUCGCUUCCCGAACAGGGUCAUGAAGCCUCUGGUGACUGCGUCGUCACAGGCUGGGGCGACUUAGAAGAGGGAGGACACACUCCCAAUAUCCUGCAGAAAGUGACUGUCCCUAUUGUGUCAGACAGUGAAUGCCGCGAUGACUAUUCUGUGAAAGAGAUUUCUGAUUCCAUGAUCUGCGCUGGCUAUCCACAAGGAGGGAAGGACUCGUGCCAGGGUGAUUCUGGCGGACCUCUAGCGUGUGAUGACGGCGGAUAUCGUUAUCUAGCUGGCAUCGUGUCUUGGGGGUAUGGCUGUGCUCGUCCCAACUACCCCGGUGUUUACACUGAGGUGGCUUACUUCUCUGACUGGAUACAGCUAAGCACUUUGUAUUGGUCUAUAUUAGCAAACCAGUGUUAUUCUGGGUUGUGUAUCUUGAUAACAGAAAUGAGUGAAGGUAGUAUAAAUAGUGGCGGGGAGCUGUACUGUGCACCAGACACCACAGCCAUGAAGACCCUCGUACUGUGCCUAUUCCUCGCCGGGGCGCUAGCCGCUCCUUCGCGUCAUCUGAGAUAUCGACUCAGUAACUAUAAGAUUGUUGGUGGCACUGAUGCUGAGCCAGGCGAGUUUCCUUACCAGCUGAGCUUCCAGGAAACUUUCUUGGGUUUCAGCUUCCAUUUUUGUGGAGCUUCCAUUUACAGUGAGAAAUGGGCCAUAACGGCUGGCCACUGUGUUUACGGGGACAACUACAACAAUCCCAGCGGCCUCCAAGUUGUGGCUGGAGAGCUAGACUUAAGCAGGAAUGAUGGUACGGAACAAUAUUCCAGCGUGUCAAGAAUAAUCCUACAUGAUGGCUUCGAUUAUGAUUUAUUGACAAACGACAUAGCUCUUCUUGAGUUGGCUCAGCCCUUAGAGUUCAACGAGAAUGUAGGUCCGGUUACUCUUCCUGAACAAGGACAUCAGGCAACUGGUGAUUCUGUUAUCACAGGCUGGGGCACUCUCACUGAGGGAGGAAGUACCCCUGAUGUACUGCAAAAGGUGACUAUCCCUAUCGUAUCAGAUGAGGAGUGCCGUAAUGACUACAGUGCGGACGAUGUCUACGACUAUAUGAUCUGCGCUGGAGUUCCUGAGGGAGGAAAGGACUCUUGCCAGGGUGACUCUGGAGGACCAAUGGUUGCAAGCGACACUGGAUCACCAUAUCUGGCUGGCAUCGUGUCUUGGGGUUACGGCUGUGCACGUCCCAACCGGCCAGGUGUCUACACUGAGGUGGCUUACUUCGUUGACUGGGUUGUGGAAAAUGCUGUGUAAGCAGUGCAACUGAAAAUAUUGAGAGAUUGUAGCUCUCUCAGCAAAUAAACUUUAUCGAAUGUAACAA
Molecule: messenger RNA, 3682 nt
Organism: Cherax quadricarinatus
Lineage: Eukaryota; Metazoa; Arthropoda; Malacostraca; Decapoda; Parastacidae
Source: RefSeq, a predicted model, not a curated record